AUGGCGGCCGGCGGCGCGCCCGUGCGCCAGCUGCGCCGCGGGCCCGCGCCCAUUGCCUCCUUUGACCACGACGUCUCUGACGAGUUACAGUCAAGUCCAGAAACGAAGCAAUCAUUCCGGCUGCCGGAGAUCCGUGAGGACCCCGCGUGCAGCUCGGCGCUGGCGCCGCCGGAACAGCGCGCUCGCUCGCACUCCACGCCGGCGGCGGGUCUGCACACGCCGGCCGCGCCUCGGAUCGACAUUUCGCGUGCAUCUAGUUCCAGUCACCACGAUUCACGAGACAGUUCACCGGAGCUGGCGCUGUUUGCUGGUACUGGCAGCGACGACACACGUGGACGUCUAGAGUUGGGCUUCCGCGAGGACGGUGCUCUUGAACUGCGUUCGUCAACCGAAGAGCUGGCUUUCUUGGAGGGCGCACCCGGCGAGCCUCGGCCCGCCGCGGUGCCGGCGCCUUCUUCGCGUCGCCAUUCACGGAAAGACAGUCAAGGUUCGGAAGCAGCUUUGCUGGCAGUGUCUGGACGUACCAGUCGCUUAUCGAGUGUUGGGUCUCAGUGCUCCGCUCACUCUGCGUUGUCUGCCUUUAGCCACCAAAGUCGCGUAUCGGUCGGAAGACUCUCGGUAGUGUCUGGCAUUUCGCGGUCUCCCUCCCCACAUAGAAUGUUACUUGAGACAUCAUUUUGUGGACCCAAACCUAUUGAGACUGACCCCGAGAUCUGUGCGGCGGCUGUUGAAGAACGUUUAUUAGAGAUUGCAAAAAUGGGUGCGUCAUCGCCAUUAGGCACUACUCUGCCACCAGUCGACGCUCGCGAUAGACGUGAAGUGCGCACAGAAGCUACUGUGGAGCGAGCUGUAGCUCGCGCACCGCCGUCUUCACCGAUGCCCGUUCCCACCACGUCACCCCCUACAGCCGUAACGACAUCUAGCCCAGCGCCUAUCACCACACCCACAUCUAAGCCAGCGCCCGUAGUAGCAUCACCAAUAAUAGCAAAUCCCGUGCUCGACGAUGAUAAACUCCAAAAAGAAACUCAAAAUCGCGCCCGAGCCCAGGAGAGACGAGCGCGACCUCGUGUUCGCCGGGAGCCGUCCGAACCUGAAGUUUACAAAAGCGCUAAUCGCUCAAAAGAUAUAAUACGAAUAAAAUUAAAACCUGAUGACGACUAUGAAGAAGAAGACGAUAGCAGCUUACGAGCGGCCACUGCAGACAUGACUGUUGAGGCGGCCGCAAAGCCUGCGAGCCUGGAGCUGGCGGGGCGCGGCGAGCGCGCUGUGCGGCCUACCGAGCUGGUGGGGCGCGAGCCGGCCCCUGCCUCGCCCGGGUCGCGCCGCUUGCCGCGCGACAGCCGCACGCCCUCGCCCGCCGCCGUCUCUGUUUCGCGAAAGUCCUCCUUUUGUUCGUUGUUCAAGUCACGAGAAACGAUUGCUUCACCUGACUCACCAUCGGAUGCACUCCGACGUAAGAGAAGUCUUACAGAGGGUCGUUCGCGAAGCAAAAGCCGCGAUCGGUCUUCGACUCCGAACUCUGCCGGAAAGAUUAGAGGUUCAGUACUUUCGCUAUUCCGCACUCCGCGGAAAAGUGCAACGUCUCCUUCGGCGAAUUCUCGCGAUGGUUCUCCAGUAGUACAACCGCAGCGGCAAAUGGCAGUUCCGUCCCAACCUGCUGAACGUGGUCGCAAAGGCGAUAAACUUAAGUAUUACGAGGAUACAAAAGAUGGUAUCAUUCACAUUCCAUUACGUACACCUCCAGAUGAACGUCCCGGCUCAAGUGGAACUCGGCGCGAACCGGACGCUAGCAAGACGACUGCCGAGGUGAUGACUCACCGCGAGUCUGUGCGCCCUGCUUCCGCCCCGCAAACUCGACCAACAUCCGAUCACGAAGUCGUUACGGGUGUCACACAAAAACCUACGCAACGUACCGUUCUUCCCGAUGGUAGUAUUAUUAUACCGCUUCGGUCGCCUACAGAACAUCAAUCUAACCAUCGGAUUCCAAGUCCUCCGGUGGCCGAGUCUUCGACUGUAACAGAAGUAACAGGAACCAUCGAGGUACAACCGGUGACCGUCAGUGCAGAUGUUCCUCUGGUAGCAACCACGCCAAGCCGAGACGAUGCAGAAUGUAGUGUAGCACCCGCUGCUGAAGUAGAAACCGUCGAGCUCGUGCAACCCACCGAUGAAGUUAGGAGGAGACGAAAAGAAAGACUCGUAUUUACUACUCACGUUGGAAGCCGGGAACAGGUGUUCAGCACUCAAUUCAGUAUUACGAAAACUCCCAGUGUCACCAGCGAAAUUUCAGGUUCUUUUCCGAGUUUUGUGGAUAACGAGGAUAAUAUGCGUACCACUUCGAUUCGUGACAUUGCGCCCGCCAUCGAUACGCCUCAGGCUGAUUCCGGGUCGCUGCAUUCGGCGGCCCCUUCCGCGGGCGGCACGCGCUCGCAAGCCAGUCCAGCGUCGCCGCAGGAGCCGGUGAGGGACUCGUCCGAGUCCGAGCCCAGCUCGGAGUCGGCGCCGCCCAUUGCCGGCGACGAGGUCGAGAAGCGGGGGCUCGUGGUGCAGCAGUCCUUCGAGGAAGAGUUGCCGUACGUGCCCACCACCCUCCCGCAGGAGCGCUCGGUGGCGCUGCCCAUGGUGCCGGUGCGCGAGCGCGGCGGCGUGCUGGUGAGCGGCGUGUCGCGCCCGCGCGGCUCGCGAGCCUCGCCCGCGCCGCGCCCCGCGCAACCCGCGCCGCGCCCCGCGCGCCCCGCGCCCGCCCCCGCGCCCGCCCCCGCGUCCGAGGACAAGCUGCGCAUCCGCCUGCCGCGCCGCCCCAGCACCGCGGCCCCGGCCCCCAGGCCGCGCACGCGUACUGGAAGUGACAGUUUCGACGGGCGUCCUAAAACGGAAUGGAUUGACUUCGAGGAGGUCCCGGAGAGACGCAAGCAGCCGAAGCGCAUCCAGACGUUGCCGGCGGCGGGCGCUGCGCCCGUGCUGUUCAGCUACGUGGAGCCCGAGCACUGCCGCUGCGAGUGCCACGCGCACCCCCGCCCCGACGACGAGCUGCCGCUGCUGCAGGACCAGCUGCAGGACCAGCUGCAGGACCAGCUGCGGGACCAGCUGCAGGCGCUGCGCCUCAGCUCGUCGUCGCUGGAAGGCGCGGAGGCGGGCGGCGCGGCGGGCGCGGCCGACGGCGCGCGGCCCUUCACGGCCGACCUCGACCUGCGCGACGCGGAUUCGCGCGCGCACUGACCGCUAGCUGAAGCUCGGAAGCAGCCAGCACACCACUUUACAACUUUAAAGUUUUUAUAUUAUAUUCUCUAUUGACUGGAAGGAGAUGUUAUCAUUUUUGAGAUGUAAAUUUACCCAGUUCAUUAGAUAUAUAUAUGUAUAUUUAUAGCGUCGUUUAUAUCUCUCCUAUUAGCCACCGUUGAUCUUUGCAUUUUUGAUGUUUAUUGAAUUGUUCGAAAUGUAAAUUGUGAUUUUUACGAAAUAAUUAGUGUAGGUACAAGUGCAGGCCCGUGAGUACGUCAUAUUCAAGACAAUUCCUCGAUAGUAUAUGCUCAGGACCAACCUGUGAACAUGUCGCCCGUGGUAUCGUUGUUAUAUAAAUUUUACGUAGGUGUGUACAUAAUCACUAUGAUGAGAAAAAAUAUCUUUUAGAUUUUAAAACUAUCAGUUUUCCGGGGAUAAUGUCAAUCUAAUCAUCAGAUACUUUUAUAAUAUUUAUGCUUACAUACUUUGACUUGCCACUUCAGUUUUAAUUAGGUGCAGCGCAGACGGCACACUUUUUGAGCGAUCGAAUCUGCAAGGCGCGCAAAAAGUCGGUCACGGAUUUUUCACAGACUCAU
Molecule: messenger RNA, 3815 nt
Organism: Trichoplusia ni (cabbage looper)
Lineage: Eukaryota; Metazoa; Arthropoda; Insecta; Lepidoptera; Noctuidae
Product: flocculation protein FLO11
Exons: 5
Coding region: 1-3216 (1071 amino acids)
Source: RefSeq, a predicted model, not a curated record